GGCGCGAAGAAAAAACGAACAAAUGAAUGCCGUUCGAAGAAAGGUUCAAAAAUCGAACGCAAAUAACGUAGUCAAGUAUAACCUGUCAAAACAAAAAUAUUCCACUUCAGCUGACAGAAACUCAAGCCACGCAGGCUUUAGAAGUGCUUACAUCAGCGUUUCGGCAUUAGCGGCAUGUGAAGAGAGCACGUAAAAUGUACGAAAAUUUGUUCAAAAGCCCGCUGCAGCGUGUAUUUUUAUACGGAACGCUGAAACGCGGUGAGCCAAACCAUAAACUGAUAGAAACUAAAAACAACGGUUAUGCGAAAUUCAUCGGAAUUGGGAGAACGGUCGCAAAGUACCCUCUGGUUAUUGCAACUAAAUAUAACGUUCCAUUCUUGUUAAAACAGCCUAAUGUCGGUAAUCAUGUUACAGGGGAAAUAUACGACGUAGAUUCAAACAUGCUAAAACAUUUGGACGAACUCGAAGAACAUCCAACGUUCUAUACUCGGGUUGAAGACGAAGUUCACCUUAUUCCAGAGUCUAAAUACAAGCAGGGAUUAUCCAAGUUUGAAGAGGUUGGAGAAUUGACAAAGGCCUGGAUAUACUUUCUACCAAAGUUCAAAUCGUCUUUGUUAGAUGGACCGUUAUAUUCAGCGUACAGUAACGACGGAGAUCACGGCCUUAAAUAUGCGGAAAGGUAUUUACGUGAUCCAUCUCACAAUCACCGUACAGAAGUACAGUAACGCAAGUGAGAAACAAGCUUGUUAACAAAUUGGUUACAUAUAAAAUGUGACACGGACUCUGUCAAACCGGAGGAUGUUUUCUGAAUCAGUCGCAGAUUGUUAAUCAAAAUUUCACCUACAUAUCUUAAGAUAUUCUCAUACUGUGUAACGUACCGAUAUAUAGAUAAUGUACGAUUAUAUAUUCACAAAAACUAUACGUAUAUAUAACGAUAGAUUCGUAAUAUGGAUAAAAUAGAUCGCAUGUUAUAUCGCGUAUCUAACGGCAUAAGUUUGUGACCAAGAAAAAUGCGAUUUUAGUGGCAAAAGGGCGUAUAAUUUUUUUUCCUCACCAUUCGCUCUGAAAAUGGUAAAAACUUGUGUAUCCCAAAUGUUCGAAGAUAAAAACACAAGGCGGGCGUAACCAUCCUUCCUUCUUGGAAACGCUCUGAAAACCAAUGAAAUAUAUAAAUAAAUUGAAAUCUGCGAAAAUUCCGAAAUGUAAAAAAAAUUCCAAUUAAAUUGUGAUUAAAUUUUAGCGUUUCUGACCAUAUUUCCAUGUUUUUACCCUAGAUACGAUACAAAAUAAAUAAAAAAUACAUGCCCUUUUGCCUUUUUCAAAAUCGCACACGUUACGUUGUAAGUGAAUCUUAUUUUGUAUAAAGUCAAUGUGUAUUGAUGAAAAUUGAUAUAAUUAAAUAUUAAUUAAAAAGUGGAAACGUUUAUCGCUGUUCGACCAACAUCCGCCUGAUGCCGGCAAACCGUCCCGCAUAUUAUGACAGUUCGAAUUGUUUACACUUGAUAGAUGGCAGCACAAAAGGGAUGCCACCAUUUCUGUUAAUACUAGGGGUCACACACAGAGAUUCAGGCAACCAGCAGACUGACACACACAGUCAGAGAUUCAGGUAACCAACAGACACACACAGUUCAGUUGAAGGUAGUGACGCGAACGACGGAAUAAAUAUUUUUGUUCAAUCGAAAAGGAAGCAAAAGUGACAAGUCCCAGGGUUGUGGUGUGUUUAUUUUAACCAAAGCUGUUACGUAGUGCGUAAAUAUACAAAUGCAACAAUGUUUGUGAUCAUGGAUUGUUUCCUAUAGUAGAGCGAAUGAGUGAUUUUUUUUUAUCACGCACAAUAUCGUCAAGUAUCGAGGAAGAAAAAACAACUGUUUAACCCAUUGUGCUAAUUUCGCCCAGUUAGCUGUAAUCGCAAACUGCAUUAAGAGACAGCAAAGCGUACCUGAAAGAGAGAGAGAGACCUUGGACGGUUUUCUUUGUACACCUAGAUAACAAACCGGGUAAUUUCACCCGCCCAACAAAACCUUGUUCAAGGAAAGUGCACAUACACAUUAUAAACCUCCGUAACUUGUAUACGCUGCAGGUUGCGCACAAAGGUGAAAACGUCACGGUAUUUCGGUGAGAUAAUACUUACUUAGCGAAAAGUAUUGUAAUUGACUCCCGUCAACGACGUCGUUGACGGAAAUAAAAAAAAAAAAGAAAAGAAAACAAAAAAACAAUAUUUCAUACAUAUUCACAUAAAUUUGUGUAAUGUACCCAACGACGCGUC
This is a messenger RNA of Neodiprion virginianus, 2266 nucleotides long. RefSeq names its product putative gamma-glutamylcyclotransferase CG2811. The record is from RefSeq and is a predicted model, not a curated record. Lineage: Eukaryota; Metazoa; Arthropoda; Insecta; Hymenoptera; Diprionidae. Bases 195 to 725 code for a protein of 176 amino acids. The transcript has 5 exons. Gene Ontology annotation, molecular function: gamma-glutamylaminecyclotransferase activity.